AUAAACCAAUGGACAAAAAUAGCCUAUGAGGAACAAAGACAUUUCAAAUCCAUUUUAAGCAUCCCUUGAUAAUAUCCUAAAAGUAGCUCAGAGUCUCACCACUUCUUUGUUUCAUUUUUGCUUCAGAUGAGGAGAAGGCGAUUAGCCCGCCUAGAGGGCUUGAACAACAGUAAUGGAGCUGCCAGUUCAUCGAAUGCUAUUGCUUCAACUUCUCCAAGCACGUCAGAGCCGUCAAAAGUAUUUGGAUCAAUAUCUCCGUCUAUUCAACAACAAUUACAGCGUACCGAGAUUCCAAUGGAAGUAGAAGAGAACAACGACAAACAGUGUAAUAUUAGUGGGAUGGAUAAUUCGGGAAUUGAAAAUAUGGAAGUUGACGAAUCAGAUAGGAAAGAUUUAGUACCAAGAUCACGCACGACGAGUUCUAGCAUAGAAGUUACAACGGAUCAUAUACAUGUUGUCAUAUCACGCAUCUUGCGCAUAUCGUGGAAAAGCCCCGCCGAGGGAAAUGUAUUCUUACCGCAGACAGCAGCGUAUGUGCUAAAGCAAAGGCAACUGGAUUUUAGCGAAAUUAUCAACCAAGCUUUGAUGGAAAUUUUGUGUAUAUUUUCGAAGGGGGAGGAUCCCUUCAAGGAUGUCACUGUAGACAUGUCGUCCGAUCGGCAAGAUAGCCCAAAUAAUCAAGCGAGCCCUCUGCUAAGUCCUGUCGUGACUCUUCCGUCUUACCAAUUGCCAACUAUGCCAUUGCCCAUAGGCAGCAAAUCGUCGCAACCGAAAAGUUUAACCUAUUUGUUGGACUGUUACUCAAGAGUCGCGAUCGAAGAAAGAAAUCAUCCGAAACGAUUCAGCGUACCUCCUCUUUCUGAUGUACUGACGGUUCUGAAAGCGCAAUGUGUUCAGUAUUCCAGCCUUGUUCUACAAGGGUUGAUCGGCAUUUGCCAAGCUUCAGUUAUACCCAUGUGUACUACUUACCUUCUCUACCCGAUACUGUCGCAAAGCUUGCCUCGAGGAUACCUUCACGAGCUCGUGGCUAGAACGCACACGAAUUCCAGCAUAUUCAAUAAGAUAUUCACCCCGGUCUUGCAAGGCCUUUAUCUCUCGAUGCAACAAGCAAGCUUGGUUGGCAAUACACACAGAAGACCCAUCGAGACGCUGGAAGAACUAAUAGAAAUUCGCUGCGGACCAAGUGGCAACAUACGUCCGAUUUGCCGUCUGAUUACGAAUCAAGUACAAUUCUUGCCCGACAUUAUGACGUCAGCCGGUGGCAGAGAACUCACGAGGACUUCGUUUUUGGGACCGUUUCUGUCGGUAUCGGUGUUCGCUGAGGAACAACCGAAAGUGGCGGAGAAAUUCUUCAGUGGUAAUCCCGUUACAGACAAAUCUGUGAAUCUAUCCUUACAGCAAGAGUUAGAAAGUACUAGAACUUCAUUACACAAGAUGUUUCAUGCGAUACUCGCGAACAGCAACUGUCGCGAUGUCACCUUAACGUACUUAGCCGCAUUGCUGCGUCACAAUGAGAAACGCGCGCAAAUACAGACCGAGGAGUUCUCUCUGGCCGGGGAUGGAUUUAUGUUAAAUCUACUAUCGGUUUUGCAAAUGCUUUCUGUGAAAAUCAAACUGGAUACCGUGGAUCCCCUGUAUCCAUUUCAUCCCUCCAGCUUUGUCGAAAUAAAGAACGACACAAGACUGAAACUCACUUCGCAGGAGGUCGCGGAGUGGCAGAAGCACCUGGAGAAGACGCAUAAGUGGACGGAAUCAAAAUUCCCGACACAAUGCUGGUUCUUAACGUUGCAUUGCCAUCAUAUCGCGCUGUUACCGGCAUUGCAAAAGUAUCAGAGAAAGUUGCGGGCGUUACGCGACUUACAGAAGAUGCUCGACGAACUGCAAGCCACGGAACCUCAAUGGAAAGACAGCCCCUUCGCGGAACACAAUAAAGACUUAAUUAAGCAAUGGAAGCAGCAAUUGAAGCGAUUAGUUAAAUCCAAAUCGUGUGCAGACGCGGGUCUGAUAGAUCCCGUCUUUUUGAGAAGAUGCUUACACUUUUAUAUAUCUGUGGCUGAGGUUUUGUUAAGUCUUCUGACGCAGACUGCCCCGGGUAAUCCUCUCCCAAAACUUCCACUUCCUCAGGAAGUUACAUGCAAAUUUACCGCGCUGCCGGAAUGGUAUGUGGAGGAUAUAGCGGAAUUCUUGUUGUUUGCGCUCCAAUUCUGCCCUGGAGUAGUGGCAAGUAAUAUGGAUAAUUCACUUAUCACUUGGUUACUGGUCGUUGUGUGUACGCCGCAUUGUAUACGAAAUCCGUAUUUAAUCGCGAAAAUCAUCGAAGUCCUCUUUGUGAUAAAUCCUAGUGUUCAGGGAAGAACGGAAACUCUCCAUGAUAAAGUCAUGGCGCAUCCGAUAUCCAAGACACUUCUGGCAUCAUAUCUCAUGAAGUUUUACACCGAUGUUGAAACCACUGGUUCCAGUUCAGAGUUUUACGACAAGUUUUCAAUACGUUAUCACAUAAGCCUGAUCUUGAAAUCGAUGUGGGACAGUCCGAUACAUCGAGCGUCUAUCGUGAAUGAGAGCAAUAAUGGCAAGCAAUUUGUCAAGUUUAUCAACAUGCUGAUGAACGACACCACCUUUCUCCUUGACGAAAGUUUGGAAUCUCUGAAGCGUAUACACGAGGUGCAAGAACUCAUGUCGGAUACCAGCGCGUGGAGUGCACUUUCCCAAGAGCAACAACAUUCGAGGUCGAGACAGCUGACAGCGGAUGAGAGACAAGCCAGGUCCUAUCUUACACUAGCCAAGGAAACAGUUGCUAUGUUUCAUUAUCUGACGGUUGACAUUAAGGAGCCAUUCCUACGACCGGAAUUAGUCGGGCGAUUGUGUGCCAUGCUAAAUUUCAAUUUACAACAGUUGUGCGGACCUAAGUGUAAAAAUCUGAGAGUGAGAAAACCACAGAAAUAUGGGUGGCAACCAAGGACGUUACUCAGUCAAUUGGUUGAUAUAUAUUUGCAUCUUGACUGUGAUAAUUUCGCGGCUGCUUUAGCCAGUGAUGAACGUUCGUUCUGUAAGGAAUUGUUCACUGACGCUGCGAGCAGGCUGGAGAGAUCUGCGAUCAAAACUACCACGGAAAUCGAGAGAUUCAUAGCGCUGGCGGAGCGCGCGGCGAUAAUCGCGAGAGAUAAUCGUGCGCGCGACGCAGAUUACGGUGACGCUCCUGAAGAAUUCCGAGAUCCGUUAAUGGACACUCUUAUGGAGGAUCCAGUCAAAUUACCAUCUGGUAUUGUUAUGGACAAGGCAGUUAUCAUUAGACAUUUACUCAAUAGUGCCACAGAUCCUUUCAGCCGGCAGCCGCUAAGCGAAGACAUGCUCACACCGAUGCUCGACUUGAAAGAAAGGAUAUCUGUGUGGAAACAACAAAAGAAAAAAUCGACGAAUAUAUAAAUGGUGCUAAUGUGACGAGAAUUCUGCAAGUAUAAAGAUAAAAGUAAAGAAAGACAGAGUAGCAUCCAGCACGGAGAAAGAAAGCAAUUAGCAUACAAACCAACAUAAUUGUCAAUAUUGCACGAUAUAUUCUGUCGGACAAAUGCAUCAAUUCUGUGCAGUUGACGAAUAUAGUGCAAUGAUCUCGCUGUUGUGCAACAAUUGCGCUCAAUAAAUUUACAGUUUUUAUACAAUAAAAACAUUAACACAGACUGCAGCUAGCGAACUGCCAACAUAUUGCUCCAAACAUACUUUAGAAAGUUGUAAAUAAUUGCUGACUACAUGUCAGUAUUCAAAAUUAUAUUAAUCAUAAUUAAGCUACAUUACUUCUUACGUCUUUCGAUGUAUGUGGCAGCGGGUAAGUUUCAAAAAACAUAUCCCGCGGAAAUAUAAUGUUAAAUAGUAUAAACUAGUAAUAAAUGACUAUACUAUAUACUUCCACGAAAACUCGACAUUUAAAAAUAAAACAACAAUGACAUGAAAUCUA
This is a messenger RNA of Pogonomyrmex barbatus (red harvester ant), 3949 nucleotides long. RefSeq names its product Ubiquitination factor E4B (gene Ube4B). Lineage: Eukaryota; Metazoa; Arthropoda; Insecta; Hymenoptera; Formicidae. Gene Ontology annotation, cellular component: cytoplasm; ubiquitin ligase complex; nucleus. Gene Ontology annotation, biological process: protein polyubiquitination; ubiquitin-dependent protein catabolic process; ERAD pathway. The record is from RefSeq and is a predicted model, not a curated record. Gene Ontology annotation, molecular function: ubiquitin-ubiquitin ligase activity.